UUAAGGCAGCAUCCUGAGAAACAAGGAAGCGAAAAUGAAAUUGAGUUUCGCAUUACAGUGAAGACCAUGAGCAGACUUCCGUGAUCCUCAUACAACGCCCUCUAGGUCCUCAGACGUCAAACAAACAUUUUCGGGAGGGGAUUUCCACAGACCAGUUUCCUUUACUUGUUUUGCUUUCGAUCUGAAGAACAGAAAUAGGCUCAUUUAAGUUUUCGUUUUGCUAUUGGAAUUCACAUAUUUAACGAAAACUUCUGAGGACUAACGAGACCAACGGUGCCUUAUCGGGGAUAUUUCAUAAGACCAAAAUGCCAGUGGAAAGAAUGCGGAUGAGACCAUGGCUCGAAGAACAAAUCAACUCAUGCAAAAUCCCAGGGCUCAGAUGGGUUAACAAAGAAAAGAGGAUAUUUCAGAUCCCCUGGAUGCAUGCAGCACGCCAUGGCUGGGACGUGGAGAAAGACGCUCCGCUCUUCAAGAACUGGGCUAUUCACACAGGGAAAUAUCAACCAGGGUUGGACAAGCCGGACCCAAAGACAUGGAAGGCGAACUUUCGCUGUGCCAUGAACUCUCUGCCCGAUAUCGAGGAGGUGAAGGAUAAGAGCAUCAAGAAAGGAACAAACGCCUUCAGGGUUUAUAAAAUGCUCUCCCCGUCAGAGCGACAAUCAAAGAGAGGCAAAAAAAGAAGUGAAAAAGAAGAGAAGGUAAAGAUGGAGCCCUGUUCACCUGCCUGGGACAGCAGCAACAGCUUCUCCUACAGGCCAAUGCACGUAAAAGAAGAAGUGCCACAAGAUUAUGCGACCCCACCAAUGAGCCACAGUCCUGAGGAGGACCACCUGAUCAUCAGCGACUUGCCAGACGUGUGUCAGACCAUCGAGGUCAUCACGGAGAACGAGGAGCAGUCGGUCACCUCCAGCCACCCCUACCCACUGCAGAUCUCCCCUGUCUCCACCUACGGAGACAGCGACACAGACAGUGUGCACAGUGAGGAGGACAGUAAAGAGGCGUUAUGGCACCCUCUCCACAAGGUUCCGAUGAGGAAGCCCACCAUCUCUCUGCCUGGCAUGGCUACGUUCGUCUCAUCGAGCAAGACGCCCUUCUCAGUGACCAUUAGCCAAGAUCCGUUGCCACUGGUCUCAACAGGGGUGGGCCCCUGGCUCAUCCCCGCCUCCCAGCCCAGCGCCAUGCCAGGCCCCUCGGGGCUGGCGUCCACAUCCGUCCACGAGACACGUGCCAGCGUCAUCAUGAAGACCUCCGACGUGUCCAAAUCCGUCAAGAGCUGCUGAAGAAACCUUUGCUCUUUUUUUUAAAAACAAACAAACAAAAAUAACAUUACAUAGGACCAGAGGGGCAGUUAUGACCACCCACCCACCCCACUCUCCCAGGAGCACAGGACAUGUGGUGGGGUGCUGGUUUCCUUAGGAAAUUAUGAUCUAAUGAACUCCCUGAGUUGGGCAGACUUUGCCAGGUCAUAUAUGAUCACAAGCACUGGCUGUAUAUGAGACUAUAGAAGAUGGUGAUGAAAUGCAAGAAUGGGGGAAUAUGGGUGUGUGACUCUACUGCAGAGAGGAAUGCUGUGCCUCAAAAGCAGCCAGACUCAGGUGAGGUUUCUGGUUGGAUUGUGAAUAUGUACAUAACCUAUGUGACGUCUGCAUAAUUGUGAGCAGCUUCUGCACCUUAUAUACGAGCAUUUAAACGGGUGAAUCUGUGGCCUAUCUGGGGAUUGUGCAAAACGUUAUCCUCUCGAUGGGGAUACCCCUCUGAUGACAGUCACAAAAACAAAAAAACAAUUAGUGAUUGCCUCAGUGUGGGUGUCAAAGAAAAAAAAAACUAAAUGCACUCAAUCUAAAUUAAUUUAUCUUGGAAGUUUAGGUUAAGCCAUUAUAUUUUUGUAUUAAAGGGAAUAUUCUGCUUUGUAUUGCUUCAUUCCCACAGCCCCCAGUGGUUAAAUACUGUUAUAUUUUUUGUUAUUAUUUUAUAAAAUGAUACCUGGCAAUUUAAGUUCUCUACUGUUUGUAUGUGUGUGUGAGAAUGUGGCUAUUGCUUAUUUGUGCCAAUAUGUUUUUGUUUGUUCAUUUGUGUUGUUUGUGUCUAUAUAUUUGUUAAAUGAUGUGAAGACAUGUCUGUACAUGUAGCCAUGUGCGUUCAUGAGCCACUUUAAAUCCUGUGGAUCACCUGUUCUACAAAUCUUAAUGGAAGAUUUCUUUUAAAUUUUGGAUGUACCAUGUUAUUCUCUUUGUAAUAAAUGUCAAACACUG
This is a messenger RNA of Alosa sapidissima (American shad), 2252 nucleotides long. RefSeq names its product interferon regulatory factor 2 (gene irf2). The transcript is spliced from 9 exons. The coding region runs from base 306 to 1280 and encodes 324 amino acids. Gene Ontology annotation, molecular function: RNA polymerase II cis-regulatory region sequence-specific DNA binding; DNA-binding transcription factor activity, RNA polymerase II-specific. NCBI's taxonomy places the organism in Eukaryota, Metazoa, Chordata, Actinopteri, Clupeiformes, Clupeidae. Gene Ontology annotation, cellular component: nucleus. The record is from RefSeq and is a predicted model, not a curated record. Gene Ontology annotation, biological process: regulation of transcription by RNA polymerase II; immune system process.